Molecule: messenger RNA, 837 nt
Organism: Fonsecaea erecta
Lineage: Eukaryota; Fungi; Ascomycota; Eurotiomycetes; Chaetothyriales; Herpotrichiellaceae
Exons: 1
Coding region: 1-837 (278 amino acids)
Source: RefSeq, a predicted model, not a curated record
AUGCGAGAAGACGCCGACGUCCCACUUCGCAGGAUCCGGCAAGAGAUCGGCCGACCCAUCUGCUCGGCGUUGCUCGAAAUCCAAAAGUACAUCACCCUGGAAGCAAAGUCUCUGAAAUGGUUCCGGUCAUUGGAAUGCCUGUACAUGAAAAGCGACAGUCCGCGGGAUCCUGCACCGUCCAGUAGUCAGCUACUCGGUCGGACGUGCAUCGACCCAUUCGAGUGCGGAGACUACGUCGCCGUCUCAUAUGUAUGCAAUCCGCAGCCGGGGGAGGACGCCGGCACGGGCGGAUAUCGUGUCGAAUCGAGGAGGACGCGGCGGGUGUCGCCCCUAAGUCGAGUGCGAGACGUUGUCUGGGACCGUGUCUCGAACUUCGCCGCCUACAUCGACUGUCCCAAUUUCUGGAUCGACCAGGAAUGUAUCAACCAGGAUGAUGAGAACGAGAAGGAGAUUGCUAUACAGUCCAUGCAUCUGGUCUACCGGCACAGCGACAAUCCCGUGGCGUUACUCACCACGCGCAUUUCCGACCCCGAAGAAUUGGAUCUUCUGGCCGAGCUCUUGAGGGGCAGCUUUGUGGACGACGACGACAACGACGACGAAGAUACAAGACCAGAUCUGAGACUCAAUCCUGACAUGCUGGAGAGCGCUGGGGAUGUCUUGGGGCUCCUGGACUCCAUCACUUCGGACCGGUGGUGGAACAGAGCAUGGCCAUUUCAGGAGGAUUACUGCGCCGCGACGAAGAUGACUCUACUCAUCCCCACGAUCCCUCUCUGGAGGUCCGCAAAAGGCGCAUCAAAGGGAUGUUAUUUGGCCGUCUCCCAGGCGAGCUCUGUGUGA